Lucilia sericata (common green bottle fly) is the source of this 842-nucleotide messenger RNA. RefSeq names its product serum response factor homolog. The transcript is spliced from 3 exons. Lineage: Eukaryota; Metazoa; Arthropoda; Insecta; Diptera; Calliphoridae. The record is from RefSeq and is a predicted model, not a curated record. The coding region runs from base 1 to 579 and encodes 192 amino acids.
AUGGAAACCGAUUUCUUAUCGAUCUUUUUUCUGUGUGAAGUUCGAUCUCCUAUUUCAUCAACAAAUGAUUCUGAUGAGUCAUCAGACCUCGAAGGUAUUACAAAUGUUAGCAGCAAUAAUUGCCUUAAUACCGAAUCUGCACCGGAGGAAAAUAUCAUUAACAUUGAUUCAAGUGAUUGUAAAAGCACCAGUACCGAUAAUAAAGAUAAUAAAAAAGAAAUGUUUUAUCCAACAACUUUUGAAUCAAAACGAAUUUGCAAAUAUUUACAGAAAGGCAAUUUGGGAAACAAAAAUGGGCUUCAUUCAUUAGAAACUCGUAUCCACCAACCAACUGAUAACUCUAAUGUACCACAAAAUGUUCUCUUGCAACUAAUCGAAGCUGGCCAUUUAGAAGUACAUACCGAAGAAGACGGAAGUGGUCAUCAAUAUGUCGCUAUACCAAUACCACCAUCAACUACUGAUCGUGUUGAAUCUGGUUCUAACAACGAUAAUGAUGAUAGGAAAACAGAAAUAACAUCAAAGCCACAAUUUAAUUUACAAACAGAGAUACCGAAAUUGCUUAUUAAAGAGGAGGAUUGAAUUGUUUGACUAUACUAUACUAUCCUGUUGAAAGCUACUAUUUUGAAAACCAUUUGAUCGAAGUAAUUUAGACAACAAAAGUCAUAACACAUUUAUUAUUUAUUUUCAUACAUAUGUAUGUAUGUAUUUCCAAUCUAAAAAAAUUCUAAAUUUUAAAUAAAACUCUUAACGAUUAUUUAAGUCUUUAACGAAUUGUAUGUGUAUACUGCUUAAAAAGUGAAAUAAAAAUAAAUGUAUAGGAUGUGAUCACAUGAUAAAUACUA